AUGGGUGGCUUGGAGAAGAAGAAGUAUGAAAGUGGCUCUGCUACCAACUACAUAACAAGAAAUAAAGCACGAAAGAAACUUCAGCUGAGCUUACCAGAUUUUAGGCGUCUCUGCAUCCUAAAAGGCAUCUAUCCCCAUGAGCCGAAACAUAAGAAAAAAGUCAAUAAAGGAUCCACAGCCCCUCGUACGUUUUACCUCUUGAAGGACAUCAAGUUUCUGCUGCAUGAGCCUAUUGUGACAAAAUUCAGAGAAUAUAAGGUCUUUGUACGUCGUCUACGUAAAGCAUAUGGAAAACAAGAAUGGGAUGCAGUAGACAGAAUUAGAGAGAACAAGCCAACGUAUAAAUUGGACCAUAUCAUUAAAGAAAGGUAUCCAACCUUUAUUGAUGCUCUCAGAGACCUAGACGAUUCUCUUUCCAUGUGCUUUCUAUUUUCUACCUUCCGUCGGACUGGCAAAUGCCAUGUGCAGACAAUACAGCUUUGUCGUAGGCUUUCUGUAGAAUUCCUCAAUUAUGUAAUUGCCUCCCGUUCUCUACGCAAGGUCUUUUUGUCUAUCAAAGGAAUUUACUAUCAAGCAGACAUACUAGGGCAGACUGUGACGUGGAUUACCCCAUAUGCUUUUUCACAUGAUCACCCUACAGAUGUGGAUUAUAGGGUUAUGGCCACAUUUACAGAGUUUUAUACGACCCUCUUGGGAUUUGUCAACUUUCGCCUCUAUCAGACUCUUAAUCUGCAAUAUCCCCCCAAGCUAGAUUCUCGUUCAGAAGCUGAUCUGAAAAUGAAUGAUGAAGACAAAUAUGCUCUGGGAUCUGAAGCCUAUAUGGAGAAAUUGGCAGCUCUCAGUGCCAGUCUGUCCCGAGUGAUUCCGUCUGAACCUGAAGAUCCAGAAGCAGAGCUUGAUGAAUUUCCCACAGAUCCAGAGAAUGGCAGCCUUCAGGAGGAGCAGAAAAAGCUUCAGCAAGAAGAAGAGAAGCACAAGUCUUUAUUCGUGGGUCUUAAAUUCUUCUUAAACCGGGAGGUACCUAGAGAAGCACUGGCGUUUGUCAUUCGGAGUUUUGGGGGGCGAAGUGUCAUGGGAUAGCACACUCUACAUUGGGGCAACAUAUGACAGCUCUGAGCCUACCAUCACACAUCAUAUUGUCGACCGCCCCAAAUGUGCAGACUCAGAUCAUUAACAGGUAUUAUGUUCAGCCACAGUGGGUGUUUGAUUCUGUAAAUGCCUGUCUACGUUUGCCUGUGGAAGACUACUUUCCAGGGGUGUUGCUACCUCCCCACCUUUCACCAUUUGUGGAGGAGAAGGAAGGGGAUUACAUUCCACCAGAGAAGCAGCGUCUUCUGGCACUGCAGAGAGGAGAGACACUUGAUGAGGAGGAGGAAGAAGAUGAGGAGGAGGAAGAUGAUGAUGAGGAAGAGGAGGAAGAAGAGGAGAAUGAAGAGGAGGAUAUAGAGAGUGAUCAGAAGUUGAGAGAAAGAGAAGAUAAACAGUUUAAGGGGAAGAAGGUAAAUGUAAAGGUAACAGCAGGCACUGUAAAGCUAGAGGACAAAACUCGAGCAGCUGAACAAGAAAAGAAUGAGGAAAAGCGUCUGGCUAUCAUGAUGAUGAAAAAGAAAGAGAAGUAUCUGUACAACAAAAUCAUAUUUGGCAAGAAGCGUAAAGUUAGAGAGGCUAAUAAGCUGGCAAUGAAGAGAAAAGCCCAUGAUGAAGCUUCCAAAGCUGAACGCAAAACCAAGAAGACAAAAAAGCAUUAA
This is a messenger RNA of Staurois parvus, 1748 nucleotides long. The record is from the annotation of a GenBank genome assembly. Lineage: Eukaryota; Metazoa; Chordata; Amphibia; Anura; Ranidae.